AUGAGUCCCAACCCAAAGGACUCCAUGAAGUCCACCUGGCGGCAACAAGCCCGCUCAGAAUGGACUCUCUUCCACUGGUUCUACGAACUACUAGGAAUUCACCCAGAACACCUCGACAAGAACAUCCCCAUCCAUCUAAAAGAAGACGCAGUGCCCUAUGUCCCAGACUGGUCUAUGCACCGCUGGGUCCUGACGCACGCCGCCAUCCCCCUCCUACUCCACCACGCCUACGUCUCCUUCACAGGCCACAACCUCAGCGCCUGGGGCGCCUUCUUCCUAUACGGACUGGCAUUCAAAACCAUCGCCAUCCAUGAACUCCACGUCCUCCGACGACUGGGUCAUCAGCACGGCUUCCUAGAUGGCGAUAAGCACGCCCGAGACGGCGUCCCAGACGUCGGCGUCGCAAAGGUCGUCCGCUCACUCAUGUCAACAUCAACCUUCCGCCCAAUGUUCACCGUCUUUAUCGCAUACCACGCAACAAACCCACCCUCAACAAUGAGCUUCAUCUGGCUACCCCUCGAAGCCGGGCUAUACGGUAUCAUCCUCGACUUCUGGUUCUACUGGUAUCACCGACUGAUGCAUGAUGUCGGCGCGUUAUGGAAAUACCACCGUACCCACCACCUCACUAAGCAUCCGAACCCGCUGUUAACGCUGUACGCGGACUCUGAGCAGGAGUUCUUCGAUAUCCUGGGUAUCCCGCUUAUGACUUAUUUCAGUAUGCGGGCUAUGGGGAUGCCGAUGGGGUUCUAUGAGUGGUGGGUUUGUCAUCAGUAUGUGGUGUUUGCGGAAUUGGCGGGUCAUAGUGGGUUGAGGGUGCAUGCUACGCCGCCGUCGACGUUGAGUUGGGCUUUGAGGUGGUUUGAUGCGGAGCUUGUCAUUGAGGAUCAUGAUUUGCAUCAUCGGAAGGGGUGGAAGAAGAGUCAUAAUUAUGGGAAGCAGACGAGGCUUUGGGAUCGGAUUUUUGGGACUUGUGCUGAUCGCAUUGAGUCUGUUGAACAUAAUGUUGAUUAUGUUAAUUCGUCGCCUAUGCCGUUGUAUUGA
Molecule: messenger RNA, 1041 nt
Organism: Penicillium concentricum
Lineage: Eukaryota; Fungi; Ascomycota; Eurotiomycetes; Eurotiales; Aspergillaceae
Product: sterol desaturase family protein
Exons: 1
Coding region: 1-1041 (346 amino acids)
Biological process (GO): ergosterol biosynthetic process
Molecular function (GO): C-4 methylsterol oxidase activity; iron ion binding
Source: RefSeq, a predicted model, not a curated record